Molecule: messenger RNA, 1290 nt
Organism: Sorex fumeus (smoky shrew)
Lineage: Eukaryota; Metazoa; Chordata; Mammalia; Eulipotyphla; Soricidae
Gene: KLRF1
Product: killer cell lectin like receptor F1
Exons: 6
Coding region: 1-702 (233 amino acids)
Source: RefSeq, a predicted model, not a curated record
AUGGAAUAUGAAGAAAGAUAUAUGACACUGAAUGUACCAUCAAAAAUGAGAAGUUCUGGACAAACAUCCCAACUUAAAUGUCAAGAUUCUUCUGCAAUAUUGCACUGGUAUAAAAUAUUACUGGGAAUAUCUGGAACAGUAAAUGGCAUUCUGGUUUUGAUUUUGAUCUCCCUGAUCUUAUUGGUUUCUCAAGGAGUAUUGCUAAAUUGUCAAAAAGAUCAAAAGUCAAAUGUUACCCAGCAUGAGGAAAUCGAAAACCUGAGAACAGAUAAUGACACAAGAGGCAAUAGAAAGCACCAGAACUCAGGUCCCUGCGUUCCAGGAGCUACAGAACAUACAGAAUUUUGCCCAUCAGAAUGGUUCAAAUUUGAAAAUAAAUGCUAUUGGUUCUCUGAUGCUAUGAAAACUUGGAGUGACAGUUACAGGUAUUGCCUGGGAAGAAACUCUCAUCUACUAAUGGUACAGGACCAACUUGAAAUGGAAUUUAUACAGAAAUACCUAAAACAAUCAAAUUACGUGUGGAUUGGACUUAACUUCACCUCCCCAAAGAAAAAAUGGACCUGGGUAGAUGGUUCUCUAUUAGAUUCCAAGCUGUUCUUUAUAAAAGGCCCAUCUAAGGAAAACAGUUGUGCAGCUACUAAGGGAAAUAAAAUUUACUCAGAAAACUGCAGUCGUAUAUUCAAAUGGAUUUGUAAAUUUUAGACUUUUAUGAUAGUGCAAUAAUCAGUGAAGAAAAUUUUUUUCAUGCUAUAAUAUUCAUCUUCAGAAAUUAUAAUAUAUUCAUUUUAUAAUCAUCUUCAGAAUGUUAAGAUGUAUUUAAGCACCAAAUUUUCUGUUUAAUUUUUUCCUCAAUCAUCUACAUUGGUCCUAAGUCUCAACGUUGCCUAUUUACCAAGUUAAAAAAUAUUUUUCAAUACUUUUUUUUUAUUUUUGGGUCACACCUUACCGUGCUCAAGGCUUACUCCUUGCUCUGCACUCUGAGAUCUCUCCGGGUGCGGCUUAGAGGAACUCGUGAUGUGCUGAAGAUUGAACCUGGGUCUGAAGAUUGAAGAUUGAACAUGAGUCUUACCAGUUGUAUACUUUUUCUCUCGCCCUGGUGCUUUUUAAAGUUUUAUGUGGUCAUUUACAUUGAGGAUUUUAUUCUUUUUAAGUAUAUUGACAGCAAAUUUGAUUAAAUUAUAUCUACUUUCUUAGUUUGCACUUUUUAAUUCUUAGCAAUGUCCUGUGCAAACUCGAUAUUGUUCUAAGCAUUGCGCUAUAGCAUAGGUUAAUAAAUUUUCAUUCCUUCUU